This is a messenger RNA of Letharia columbiana, 270 nucleotides long. RefSeq lists its product as uncharacterized. The record is from RefSeq and is a predicted model, not a curated record. The coding region runs from base 1 to 270 and encodes 89 amino acids. Lineage: Eukaryota; Fungi; Ascomycota; Lecanoromycetes; Lecanorales; Parmeliaceae. The transcript has 2 exons.
AUGUCUUUCCUCCGUAACCCUCCGCUUCUCCUCGGCGUCGCGAACAUCUCGGCGAUCGUGGGCUCAACUUAUCUUCUCCGUUCACAUCACAUCUACAAUUUGGAGGAGCACGAGGCUCGAAUGGAUGAACUGGAAGGAACUUUGCGUGGGCAUAUUGGCUUAAUCGAAGAGGCACUGGAUCGCUUGGAAGGGAAAGGUACUGAGGCAGACAGGAAUAAGAAGAUGAACGAGUAUUAUAGCAAACGUGGCCGUGAUGAAAAGAGCAAAUAA